Schistocerca piceifrons (Central American locust) is the source of this 588-nucleotide messenger RNA. Its product is annotated as WASH complex subunit 3-like. The transcript is spliced from 4 exons. The record is from RefSeq and is a predicted model, not a curated record. Lineage: Eukaryota; Metazoa; Arthropoda; Insecta; Orthoptera; Acrididae. The coding region runs from base 1 to 588 and encodes 195 amino acids.
AUGGUGGUGGUGGUGAGUGGUUGCUGCGGGUGCUGGUCCUCUGGAGAGCUGGAGUGCUGUGUGCCCGGCCAGUGUCGGCGCGCCGUUUUAUACCCGCCACCUGAGCCGCCGUCGACGCCCAGCCGGACAAGAUUCGCGGAGCCGCCCGUCUCCCCGCCCCCCUCCCCCGCCCGUCGCAUUUCAAUAGCGCCGCCAGGACAGGACCGCCGUUUUCGGACAGGCGGAAAAGACGCAAGAAAACCUACAGUGCCCUUGGACUGCGACUGUGAAAAGACGUCGCACCCUUCACCAGCACUCAAGUGCCUGCCAGCCUGCCAGCCAGCCAGCCAGCCAGCAGCGGUCCCAGCCAGCAGCCAACAGCAGCAGCAGCAGCAGCAGCAGCAGCAGCAACGUCCCCGCCGGCCAGCCAGCCGGGUGCCCCCUGCCAGCUGCAGCAGAGUGGGGGAAGAAGCACUUGCUCGUACAGUGCUCAAAAGAUUUUUUGCAUUAGGGGCGUGCGACACGAAAAUUCGGAGCGUCUGCCAACAGCAACAGGUGGCGGCCGUGUCGCAAGAGCGCAAGAGGGCGCGCCUUCGAUUGGCGCUGUGA